GUGGCUGCGUGCAGGCGCGCGGGAAAAUGCCUCUGGGGCUGAGGGGCAAGAAGAAAGGCAAGUCCAGGGAGACGUCCACGCUGGUGGAGGGCGAAGCCCCCCUGGCGCGGGGCAGGGGCGACGGGGGCGACGACGACGACGCCAGCGGCAGCAGCGCCGUCGGCGGGGCUGGCGUCGGGGGAGGUGCCGCCGCCGCCGCCUCCUCCUCGGCGCGCCAGGGCCCCAUCCGGCUGGUGUUCCACACGCAGCUGGCGCACGGCAGCCCCACGGGGCGCGUGGAGGGCUUCGCCAGCGUCAGGGAGCUUUACGCCAAGAUAGCCGAGGCGUUCCACAUCGCCCCCAGCGAGAUUAUGUUUUGUACUUUGAACACACACAAAAUUGAUAUGGACAAGCUCUUAGGAGUGCAGAUUGGUCUCGAAGACUUUAUAUUUGCUCAUGUAAAAGGAGUCAAAAAGGAAGUGGAGGUUUUCAAAUCAGAGGAGUCACUUGGGCUUACCAUUACUGACAAUGGAAAUGGAUGCGCCUUCAUAAAGAGAAUUAAAGCAGGCAGUCUUAUUGACCAAAUAAAACUGGUAUGUGUUGGUGAUCACAUAGAAUCUAUAAAUGGAAAAAGCGUAGUGGGCUAUCGCCAUUAUGAAGUUGCUAAGAAUUUAAAGGACUUGGAGAAGGGUCAGACAUUUACGCUAAAAUUGAUAGAGCCUAUGAAAUCAUUUGAAAUGAUUGAACCACGGUCGAAAGGUGGAGGUUUUACAGAGGGGAAAAUCUCCCGAGGGAGAGAGACUCUUCGACUGAGAUCCAAAGGCCCUGCAACAGUGGAAGAAAUGCCUUCAGAUGUUGAAGAAAAAGCUACUAAGAAGGUUGAUGAUCUUCUUGAAAUGUACAUGGGAAUAAGAGACCUCGAACUAGCUGCAACGAUGGUAGAAGCUGGGAAAGGCAAGAACAACCCAGAUGAGUUCGCCAUUGCCCUCGAUGAAGCUUUAGGAGACUUUGCAUUUCCAGAUGAGUUCGUCUUUGAUGUGUGGGGAGCCAUUGGUGACGCGAUGCAAGGACGGCUUUAAUGAGCAUCAGAAAACUUUGUCGGAGCACAGUAUCAGCUUGUGUAAAGCAUAUAUCUAUAGACAUGGCAUGGGAUACGGAAAGCAUCUGAAUGUUCAGAAAUCUGGAUGAAGUAAGCUGUUAUUUGAUGCCGAUACAAAUUCCUUUAAAAUAAAGUUGAGUUCAAGACUGCACCCAUGAAGCUUUAGGCUCAUAUGAGCACUUAAUCUGAAAUACUUUGCAAAGCAGUUUUCUCUGCAUAUUUACUUAUAUAAAUGAAUAUGGCUAGUGGUUAAAGAAGAGGGCAGGUUGACUAUCCCAUGAAAAUGGAGUGUGUCAGAAGGCAUGGUGCCAGUACCUGAUGAACCUGAGCAAAAUUUCAUUGGAAAAAAAACACACCUUGUGUCCAUUAUUCUUUCCCAAUUACUCCAGUGGGUACACUGCUGCAUUCCCAGCAUUUUCUCCCCCAAAACAGUACUUUGAGACUGUGAGGGUAGAGGAAAGGCCAUCAUUGGUGGAGUGUAUGUUUUGCACUUCGUAAGCCCUUGGGACAUAAUUGGGAUUUUGGGAAAGCUGAGAACGUCUGAGACACUGACAACUGCUACCGGUACUGAGAUAUAUGGACUAUUAGUCUGCCUCAGGAUAAGACAACUUCAUAUUUAUGCUACUGUAUAAGCAGGCAGAUGAAUUCUUUCACCAUGUUUUAUGGUGGUGUUAUUAUGGAUACGAGUCUCAGAACUUUGGCACUUUCACAAAUGAUUUUUAAAGCAGUUUUGGCAUUUCCCACUUCUGUAAAUCAAAUGGAAAAAAACAACAACUAUGGAUGGAAUGUACUUCUCGUUUUACAAUGCCUUCUAGAUUCCCUUUCUGUAUCAAUGCCAUUUGAAGUGACACAUCCCAAAUUAAAGUUCAGUUUUAGUGUCACUUAGGAGAAAGAAAUCUUUUUUCCAUUUGUUAGUCCUGUGGAUGAGUGGGCUCAGAUGAAUGUAUUAGUACAAAAUGCUCUGGGAACAGUGCAGAAACCCCACCGGCCUUAAAUUUGAAUCUUUUUUUUUGUUCUUGCGUGUUAGAAAAGUAAAGAAAACCUUAUGCUUUUGGGAAGCUUCACAAAUGUUUUGAGGCUUUACUAGUGAAGGGUAUCAAAGUGAAAUAUAUAAGCCAGGUGUGGUAUGCUCUACCAUAGAGUUCCACAAAACAACCUGUUUUUUGCUAUGCCCAUUUAUUUUGGACAAGUCAGAUACAGGGGAGGUUCCUAGGAAAUGGGUGGGACUGCUCUGUAGGUGAUUUUGAUUAUUUGAGUUGCACUGUUGCAUGGAAGAUACGUUGGUCGCUUUAAAAAAGCAGAAGUAAUUUGUAACUAUUUAUUCAUGUGAUGAUGUUGCAAUAAUGGUGUAAAUAUCCUUAAGAUUAACCUUUGAUUUUUUAAAUAUAUAUGUAAAUGUCAUUUUUGUAAAUCUUGGAAUAUUGAGGAAUUGCUAAUGUGCCAAUGAUUGAAAAAGAAAGAAGAUGAGAGAAAUGAUACAAGAUGCUGAGCUUUAAUUAGAACGCAUCUCUUUGAGAUGCACACAUCUCUUAUUUGGCAAGAUGAAAUAUUGCUAAUCCUGAGCAUAUAGAGAAAAGGCUGUUUACUAAUAAAGGAUGUUUAGUCACAUAAGAGAUGAAUCUUGCAAAUAAAACUUUGCUACUAGUGAACAGGCUUCUUGGAAUGAUGGAAAGAGAUUGGGAGUAGAAAACUCCCCCCCCCCCGAAGAUGUUAAGGUGGUUGUCUUAUGCCAGAAGCUUAACCUGUCUUUGACACCACAGAAAUGAAACAGAAGUGCGAAGCCAGUAAACUGAGACUCUGGGUCUCCCAGAUGGGGGGGCUUAAUAUUGCAAAUGGGUGUUUGGCAGCAGGUUUAAAAAAAUUAUUAUUAUUGGAUAUCCUUCAAAUGGAUGAAUCCAAAUUAAUAGAAAAAAUGGGCUGGCAUUUGAUGCUGACAAAGUUGUGUGGACACUCCAAAAAAACUUGGAUAGAUGAAUAGCAAAUUCCCUUGAAGGCAGAGACUCUAAAAAUGAAAAUACUGAAAUGAUUUGAACAAGAUGCUUUUUAUCACAAUGGUGCCUAGAACAGGGAAGGACAACUGAUUUAAUGUUAUACAGAGAUUUAUCUGUGUGAUUUAUGCGAGAAAUCAAACAAUUGGAGGAGGGUCCACAGCCUGGAGAUGAAGUCCACUUGAAUACAUUAUAAAAACUGUUAAAAGUCACUACAAAGCUAUAGUCCUAUAGAUUUGACACUAAGGGAAGGCGAAUAUUCUUUUGCUUAAAACAUGAUUGGAAUUAAAGUUGGUAGGACUUCUUUUUGAAAGUCUGCUUAUAUGGAUGAGUCCUGCCAACUUCAAUCUAGCCUCUCCUGCCCCCUCCUCUCUCUCAUAAUAUGUUGAGUUUGUUAUGCAGUGCUUCACUUUAAGUUCACAUAAUUCUGUUAAUUACUUUGGUUUCGUGUGUUUUGUGUUCCAUAAAGUUGGGCUGUGCAUUUUAUUGUUUUCUGCCCUUCAGGUUGAGUUCUAAGCAGUCCAGAAGGAUGACUGGAGCCAAUAAUUAAAAUUUGUUUCACAAACAGUAACUUCAUAUGAGCCAAAUGUCUCACUUGAGCAAAACCGAAAAGAGUUUCAACUUAACUUGUGCAAAUGCUGUAUCUUUGCAAUGUUCUUUUGUAUUUGGAUGCUAAAUAAACAAACCAUAUUUUCUAAAUGA
Messenger RNA from Podarcis muralis (Common wall lizard), 3768 nucleotides. It is a transcript of the gene GIPC2, whose product is annotated as GIPC PDZ domain containing family member 2. Gene Ontology annotation, molecular function: protein binding. The record is from RefSeq and is a predicted model, not a curated record. NCBI's taxonomy places the organism in Eukaryota, Metazoa, Chordata, Lepidosauria, Squamata, Lacertidae.